Messenger RNA from Callithrix jacchus (white-tufted-ear marmoset), 1089 nucleotides. RefSeq names its product arginine-fifty homeobox (gene ARGFX). Gene Ontology annotation, cellular component: nucleus. Lineage: Eukaryota; Metazoa; Chordata; Mammalia; Primates; Cebidae. Gene Ontology annotation, molecular function: DNA-binding transcription factor activity, RNA polymerase II-specific; RNA polymerase II cis-regulatory region sequence-specific DNA binding. Gene Ontology annotation, biological process: regulation of transcription by RNA polymerase II. The record is from RefSeq and is a predicted model, not a curated record.
AUGAUGAACAGAAUGGCCCCAGAGAAUCCCCAGCAAGACCCUUCCAUCAACAGGAAUGAUUCCAGCAUUAAGGUGAUAUCACCACAGGAUCCCGCUAGAUAUCAGCAGGAAGGUGAUACCACCACAGGAUCCAGAAAGAGAACAAAGAAGGAUGAUACUCGCUGGGAGUAUCAUCCUCAUAGUCCCAGUUUCAUUCUGUCAUCCCAGCAUGAGUGUGGUGGCGCAGUCUCGGCUCACUGCAGCCUCAACCUCCCAGGCUCAAGUGAUCCUCCCGCCUCAGCCUCCCAAGCAACUGGGACUACAGCAACAUGGAGAAGGCAUCAAGCCCGUACUUCAUUCACCCGCGAACAGUAUGAAGAGCUAGAAGCUCUGUUUAGCGAGACCAUGUUCCCAGAUAGAAAUCGUCAGGAGAAACUAGCUUUGAAACUCAACCUAUCGGAGUCAACAGUAAAGGUUUGGUUCAGGAACCGGCGAUUCAAACAGAAAAAGCAGCAGCAGCAACAGCAGCAGCAGCAGCAGCAGCAAUCAGCAAUGCUACCAAACCAGAUCCUUCUAUCCGAGAAGGAUGUGCCCACCUUCCUGAGAACAUCUAUCAUUUCUUAUGAUUUUUAUCCUGUGGUUUCAGAUUUCUACAGCUCCCUUCCACCUCAGUCCUUAGGCCCUUCCAAUUGGGCAUGGAACUCUACUUUCACUGAGAGUCCCACAAGUGAUUUCCAAAUGCAAGAUACUCAGUGGGAAAAGCUGGUAGCCUCAGUUCCUGCUUUGUACUCUGAUGCCUAUGACAUAUCCCAAGUCAUAGAACUGUAUGAUCUUCCUGAUGAGAAUGAGAUAUCCAGCUCUUCUUUCCACUGUCUGUAUCAGUAUCUCUCGCCAACAAAGCACCAGAUAGGAGGACAGGGUUCCUCUCUCAGCAUCUUUGCUGGUCCAGCUGUAGGCCGAUCUCCCAUACAAACCUGGCCCAGUAUGACAAGCCAAGGCUUUGAAGCCUACAGUCCAACAGACAGUCUAGAAUUCUAGAAAACCUCCAAUAUGGUAGCCUUUGGAUUACUCUGAUCGGAGUACUAAUAAAUACGGACCAUUUAGAAAAAA